This is a messenger RNA of Corvus hawaiiensis (hawaiian crow), 2831 nucleotides long. It is a transcript of the gene WBP2, whose product is annotated as WW domain binding protein 2. Lineage: Eukaryota; Metazoa; Chordata; Aves; Passeriformes; Corvidae. Gene Ontology annotation, biological process: positive regulation of DNA-templated transcription. The transcript is spliced from 8 exons. The record is from RefSeq and is a predicted model, not a curated record. Gene Ontology annotation, molecular function: transcription coactivator activity; chromatin DNA binding. Gene Ontology annotation, cellular component: nucleus. The coding region runs from base 625 to 1326 and encodes 233 amino acids.
CUCGUUUCCCUACGGCUUAGGGGCUGUACGUACCCUCCUGCCCCAGGGCCUGCGCGGGGGGAGCUCUGCUGGGCCUCAGCCGCGGGCCUUGCUCCCCCUACACCGCUCCCCUCAGCAUCCUGCCGGUCCCCCAGCCUGCUGCUGACUCUUGCUGCUGUGCCCAGUCUCUCCCCCGAGGGCUCAGGAAGGGCUGGCAGAGCUCAGCUCCCGCCCAGGUGAUCUGGCCUGGACGCAGGCCUCCCCUCUCGGGGAUGCUGCACCUGCAUCGUGCCUCAGCUCAAAGGCUGCCCACGGUUGUUUGCUGGGUUCCUGGAGCACAGCUCCCUUUCUGUGUGUGCGGGAAGGAGCGACAGUGUUGGAAAAAGGUGCUGGGAUAUAACCAUGGAAACGGCAAGCCUCCACAGAGCUGCCUCUGUCUGCAUGGCAAAGGGCUGUCCGCACCCGCUGUCUGCCAGCGUGGUUCUGACGUGGCAGUCAUCUGCUUCGGGGACAAAGGAGUGGUUCAUCCUUCAGCGCUUCUUUCCACGGGGCCGCUUAAACAUUGAUGCAGGAAUUCUGCGCCUGACUUCCACUUGGGAUGUGGCAUUUCUUAGAAGGCUUUAGUAAGAUUAACUCAGUGUUUUGAUGACCUAUGACCAUGUAGAAAUUACCUUCAGUGAUCUGGAGCCGAUGCCAGAGGCCUUCAAGGGGACCAAGAAAGGGAGCGUUUUCCUGACUCCCUACCGGGUUAUCUUUGUGUCGAAGGGGAAGGAUGCUAUGCAGUCAUUCGUGAUGCCCUUUUACUUAUUGAAGGAUUGUGAGAUCAAGCAGCCAGUGUUUGGAGCAAAUUACAUCAAGGGCACAGUGAAAGCAGAGGCAGGAGGUGGCUGGGAAGGAUCUGCCACAUUCAAGAUGACCUUUUCAGCUGGGGGUGCAAUUGAAUUUGGGCAGCGGAUGCUGCAGGUGGCAUCACAAGUCUCCAGAGGUGAAAUACCCAGUGGAGCUUAUGGCUAUUCCUACAUGCCAAAUGGAUCCUAUGCUUUUGCACCCCCUGCAGCUAACGGGGGCUAUCCAUACCCACCUCCUCCUCCAGACUUUUAUCCUGGUCCUCCUAUGGCAGAUGGAGGCAUGGGCUACAUGCAGCUUCCACCCCCACCAUACCCAGGGCCCAUGGAACCCCCUGUCAGUGGCCCGGACCUGCCCUCCACUCCUGCAGCUGAAGCCAAGGCUGCUGAAGCUGCUGCCAGUGCUUACUACAGCCCAGGCAACCCCCACAAUGUCUACAUGCCCACGGACCAGCCACCCCCUCCUCCAUACUUCCCACCAGAGGACAAGAAAAACCAAUAAGCUGACAGAGAACUUCUCCACGACUCUCAUUGCUUUCUUUUUUUCCAUUUUGGCAGAAUUCUGGGGCACGGUCCAUAGCACUGAGGAGUAGAGCCUUCCCCCAAGGCACACUGCUUUCAGGGGCUCUAGUACUAGGUCUGUGCAGAGCAAGGGGAGGGAUGUUGGCAGCCUGGCUCACCUCUGGAGCUCUGAGGGUUUGCUGUCCUGCAGCAUUCCCUCCUCCCUUUGUGCAGCAUCGCUACACCUGGGGGUUCUCUUCAUCUGUGACUGCUUCCCUUAGCUCUGUUUCUUUUGAUACUUAAAUUAUACCUCUUUAGAGUCAGCAUCUGCUCUAAACUGCUAAUUAACAUGAUCAUGACAUGGAAACAAGGCCCUUGGACAUGGUGGGUGUCUUGAAUUUACCUGAGUGUGCAUCCAAGAGCACCUCUGGACACAGGGAUGCCUCUGGUUAUUCCUUUUAAUCCAGAGUGUCACGUCCAGCUCUUUGCUCUUGAGAAAGGGCUUCAAAGGAAACCUUUGGGAUCUCAAAGGAAAUACACACCUGUGGCAUUUUUCAGAUAUAUAUUCAACUUUCUUGGGUUUCUUUGUUUUUAGUCAUUCCUGACAAUCAUAGUGAGUAAUCUGGUAGCCCUUCAGAUUUCCCUGCUGUGCGCCAUGUAUGACAGUGCUGACCAACUUCCCUUCCUCAGACACACUGCUCUUCACAGGGUUCUCCAGUAGCAUCUGACCAGUUUAGAUCCCAUGGGAACACUAAUAUUUCUGUUGUCUCUAUUUUCCAGUUAGAUAUGUGAGUUCAUGGAAUAGUCUCCUCAUAGUCUGUAACGCACUUUUGUUUUUCCUUUGUUGUAACACAAGUUACACUUUUUGGCCAGUGAAGCAUCUUCCUGCUGUGAUUUACCUGGUGAAUUAACAGCUAAUGGGCAGAAAGCAGUUGACUUCUGCCCUGGAAGCACUUGAGAGAAUAUGCAAAACAUUGGAAUAAGCUGUAAGGUCCAAAGUGUUGUUUAUUGCUGUUUGUGUUCCUGGUCCAGCUGUGAAUUCCCAGUCACCUGAACGCAGACUCCUCAUAGCAUUGAUUCCUUGGUCUCAUUAGCAACAACUCCAGGACUGAUCAGAAUCUGGGCUAUGAAACUUUUGUGCUGUUCAAAGCUUUGCACAAGUCACACUUUGCUGACUUCUGACAGCUGGGAGAGAAAAUCCUUCCCAGCAAAGUGUGACAGAGGAUUCUGUGCUAGGGAACUGCUGAGACUUGCUGCAUGCAGCCUGCUCGGAGAGAAAAAAGGUCCACCUCUUGUUUUCUUUUUGUUUAAGUUUAGCUGAUUAAUGAAAUUGCUACUGUUUGUGCACUGACUUUUCUAGAAUUGCUACUGCGGUGAUGUAAAGAAAUGGUUAUUUUAAAAAAAUAUUUAUUUUGAAAGCAUUUGAUUAAUAUAUUAAUGUGAAAUGACUUCUGAAUGCAGAUCUGUUUUGCUAAGACUGUGAAGUAAAGAGAAAUGAGCUCAAAA